This is a messenger RNA of Rhipicephalus microplus (southern cattle tick), 2677 nucleotides long. It is a transcript of the gene Top3beta, whose product is annotated as DNA topoisomerase 3-beta. Lineage: Eukaryota; Metazoa; Arthropoda; Arachnida; Ixodida; Ixodidae. The record is from RefSeq and is a predicted model, not a curated record. Gene Ontology annotation, biological process: DNA repair; DNA recombination; DNA topological change. Gene Ontology annotation, molecular function: DNA topoisomerase type I (single strand cut, ATP-independent) activity; DNA binding. Gene Ontology annotation, cellular component: nucleus.
AUGAAGACUGUUCUUAUGGUCGCCGAGAAGCCGGCGCUGUCCCAGUCGUUGGCAGCCAUCCUGUCCAACGGCAACAUGAAGCCGCGAAAAGGCAUAAGCAGCGCCUGCACUGUGUACGAGUACGUGGGCAAGUUCUACAACGAGCCGGCACGUUUCAAGAUGACAUCGGUGUGCGGUCACGUUAUGACCACCGACUUUCACAGCAAGUACAACAGCUGGGAUCGAGUGGACCCCGCUGAACUGUUCAACGCACCAACGGAAAAGAAGGAAGCCAACCCCAAACUGCAACUCCCGAGAUUUCUUGAAAAAGAAGCACAGGGCUGUGACUACUUGGUGCUGUGGCUAGACUGCGACAAGGAAGGGGAGAACAUCUGCUUCGAAGUCAUCAACAUUGUCAAACCAUUUCUGAGAAAGCCCACAUCGUACAACCAACAGUACAUCUUCCGAGCUCGGUUCAGUGCCAUCACCGAGAAGGACAUCAAGGCGGCCAUGAAUCAGUUGGUGGAGCCCAACGAGAAUGAAGCGAGGUCUGUGGACGCAAGACAGGAGCUCGACCUUCGCAUUGGAUGUGCAUUCACUCGUUUCCAGACUAAGUACUUUCAGGGAAAGUAUGGAAACUUGGACAGUGCGUGUGUGUCGUUUGGACCGUGCCAGACACCGACGCUGGGCUUUUGUGUCGACCGGCAUGACAAGAUACAGUCGUUCAAGCCCGAGCCUUACUGGUUCCUUAGUGUGCAGGUCAAACUGACCAACGAGCAAACCAUGACCCUGGACUGGGAGCGGGGCAGGAUAUUUGACCGUGAGGUGGCCAUGGUGUUUCUUUCGCAGACCACCAACAUCAAGGAGGCUACUAUAACAGAUGUCACCCAGAAAGAGAAGAGCAAGCCUCGGCCCGUGGCUCUCAACACUGUUGAGCUGAUGCGCAUUGCGAGCUCCGGUCUGGGCAUGGGUCCGCACCACGCCAUGCAGAUCGCGGAGCGUCUCUACACCCAGGGUUACAUCAGCUAUCCCCGAACGGAGACCACCCAGUAUCCUGAAAACUUCGAUCUCAGGGGCACACUGCACCAGCUCCAGAGGGUGCCAGACCUGAGCGCUGAUGUUCAAGACCUGCUCUCCAAGGGGAUUAACAAACCAAAGAAAGGCCAUGACGCGGGCGAUCACCCUCCGAUAACGCCAACCAGGGAAGCGUCACGAAGCGAACUGGACGGGGAUGCGUGGAAGCUGUACGACUACAUUGCGAGACACUUUGUAGCCACGGUGAGUGAGGACAUGAAGUACCUGCAAACCACAGCGUCGUUCACGGUUGGCGAGGAGCACUUCAGCCUGACGGGCAAGAGCGUCAUCAACCCCGGUUUCACCAAGUUCAUGUCGUGGCAGGCGGUUGCUCCCGAGGAGGCCCUGCCACAGCUGAAGGCCGGCACCGUGGUCCCCAUCGUACAGACUAAGUUGGCCGAACAGAAGACUAACCCGCCGGAUUACCUGACGGAAUCAGAACUCAUUUCGCUGAUGGACAAGCACGGAAUCGGAACGGAUGCGUCAAUUCCAGUUCACAUCAACAACAUCUGCCAGCGGAACUACGUCACCGUCGGCUCCGGCCGACGCCUCAUUCCCACCAAUCUGGGCAUCGUUCUUGUGCACGGAUACCAAAAGAUCGAUCAAGACCUGAUCCUGCCGACCAUGCGAGCGGCCGUCGAGCAGCAGCUCAACCUUAUUGCCGUGGGCAAGGCCGACUACGACGCCAUCCUGAGCCACACUCUGACCGUGUUCCAGCUCAAGUUCUGCUACUUUGUCACCAGCAUUAUGCAGAUGGACGAGCUCUUCGAAGUCACCUUCACCCCGCUCUCGGACAGCGGAAAGCCCUUGUCAAGAUGCGGGAAGUGCCGGCGAUACCUUAAGCUGGUGGCCAGUAAGCCAAGCCGGCUGCAUUGUGUGCAAUGCAAUGACACCCACAGCAUACCGCAGAACGGCAGCGUGCGAACGUACCGGGAGCUGAAGUGCCCGCUCGAUGACUUCGAGCUGCUGCAGUGGUACGGCGGCACAAAAGGAAAGAGCUUCAUCUUCUGCCCCUACUGCUACAACCACCCGCCAUUCCGAGACACUGGCCGCCAGAUUGGCUGCAACUCCUGCACGCACCCCACCUGCCCGCACUCCAUGAUGGCUAACGGCAUCUCAGUCUGUCCCGAAUGCACGUCUGGCGUGUUGGUGCUGGACCCUGCGUCGGCUCCCAAGUGGAAGAUAGGCUGCAACAGGUGCGACGUGAUCGUCCAGCUUUGCGAGGAUGCCCGGAAAGUGUGCGUGGAAGACGAGCCGUGUGAUGAAUGUGGCAGCCAGUUGGUCAGCGUGGAGUACAAGCUUGAGAAGACGAAGCUCCCGGGUGCACAGACUGAAGCGGUUGGUUGCAUCUUUUGUGACGUGACACUGUCCGGCCUCGUGGAGAGGCACCAAGCACUCAAGCCUAGGAACAACUACCGCCGGGCAGCAGGCGCCAAUGCCGGCGGCGGUAGGGGCCGGGGCCGUGGUCGGCGUCGGGGCAAGCCCAAGGACAAGAUGGCGCAGCUGGCAGCGUACUUCGUCUGAUCACUGUCUGCUCAAAGGAGGAGUGCUUGUUUUUUAGAUGAGAUCUGAUGUAGUUAUGCAUGGGCCUUUCCCAAUAAACUAGUUUUGUUGUACAUACAAA